Prorocentrum cordatum is the source of this 3375-nucleotide messenger RNA. The record is from the annotation of a GenBank genome assembly. Lineage: Eukaryota; Dinophyceae; Prorocentrales; Prorocentraceae.
GACUACCGAGCUGGAACGUUCACGAUGAAGGAUCUCCCCGACAAGAGCUGGAUGAAGUCCGAGCGCGACGAGCAGGGCCAUUUCAUGAUCGACCUGUUGGGUGGAACUGGUCGCGACGCCGACGAUGUCAUGAACGACGGAGCCCCCAUCGAUGGCGACGACCGCAGCAGCGACUCGACGGACAAAAACAUUAAAGGAGAUUCGGUCAAGGGCGACGACGGCGACGACGGGGACUCGUCGGCGCCUGACCCCGACGCCUUUUACCUUCAGACGCGGACGGAGUUCUACGAGAUCGGCAGCGACGACGAGACCCUGACCACGGAAGAGGUCAUGGGCCCGGAGCGCCACCUGAUGGACGCGGACACCCACUCGGACCUGGUCCUGGCGCUGGAGCAGCCGGCGUCCGACAUGAAGGACACGCUGCGCGGGCCGCGCAAGCGGCUGAUCGAGGUGAUCCAAUUCAAGAUCGAGGACGGUUGGGACUUCUCCAAGCGCGCCGUGAUCCGCGACUUCCUGAACAAGAUCGACAACGACAAGCCCGACGAUAUCUUCUUCGCUCCCCCGUGCAAGCACUGGUGCUCCUGGCAACACGUGAACGAGAAGAUCUCUGAGGAGCGCGCCAAGGUUCGCAGCAACGUACACGAUCCAUGGCAAAGACAUGCCAUACCAGAAACCCACGAGACUGCAGCAUCGACCAACAAGGAGUUCAUUCAGCACAUGACCCUGGCACGCGCGUGCGCGGACGACCAAGUGAUCCUGCGGGGCAAGCUCGCCCAGCAAGCUCGGAACUACCCGAGACCGAUGGCGAGGGGGAUGGCCUACCUGAUCGCCGACCAGGGCAUGGACAUCGACGCCAUCGAGUACACCGACAUGAAGCAGGAGUUGAUGAGGCAGUUCAACGCGUCGACGAUCCGAGCAGUCAAGCGUGCACAUGUCAGCCUGGGCCACCCUUCGAACGCAGCGCGGGCGGUCGCCAUGCAGCAUGCGGGUGCUCCAGCAGAGUGGAUCCAGUGCGCCAGGCUCUUCCAGUGCGAGAUCUGCCUAGGCAGGCAGAGGCCCCGAGCGGUUCGCGUCGCAGUCCUGCCGAGGGCCAAGAGGUUCAACGAGGUGGUCUGCACCGACGUGCACUGCAUCACCUGGAAGAAGAAGGCGAGGAAGAUCCUGGCCAGUAUAGACGAGUUUACACGCUACGAGGUCGACUACCAGAUCUCGAAAGAGACGUUCCUGAAUGAGACGAAACUAUGGGAGAAGCUCUGGAUCAGCCGGGCCGGCAAGCCUGAGCCGAUGCGCAUGGACAUGGGCGGCUCUCACACGGCCAAGCGCACGCGCGACUGGAUGAGCAAGCACGGCAUCAAGCUCGAUCUGACCCCGAAAGGUGCGCACCACAGGUUAGGCCCGAUGGAGCGGAGCCACGCGGCGCCCUCUGCGACCGCGCUGGUCGACCCCAAGAGCGAGGUGCCCGAGAUGAUGAUCUGGAGAACGACCGCCGCGACGGCCCUCAUCGAGGCCAAGUGCUCGCGCGCCGCGCGAUCGGCGCUGCUGGCGCACAGCAGGCCAGCGAGGAGGAACUACGAGGUCGGCGAGUGGGUCUACUUCUGGCUAUCCGAGCAUACGCAGGGGAUGGAGAAGUGCCAUUGGUACGGCCCAGCUCUGGCGGUAGCAGUGGAGGCGAAAAUCAACGAGGACAACGCGAUGCACACCUCGGCGACGCACGGACGCGCGAUCUACCCUUGCAGCUUGGAGCAGCUUCGCCCCGAGCUGCCAGGCGAGGCCCGCGAACGAGAAGGACGCAGCGAGGACCCCGACAGCCCGCUCAGCACGAUCGAGAAGUUCAGGCGCGUGCUCAGGCGGACGAAGGGAACCUGCAACUACCGAGACCUCGCCGAGGAGGGGCGCUUGCCACAGUACGACGACAACAUGGACGACAUGGGCGAGCAGCAGCAGCCAAGCGCCCAGGCACCCAUGGAGGUGGACGAGACCGACGGCCCGACAGGUGCAGCUGCCGCGGCGGCCCCUGGAGAUCCUCACCCGACGACGGCCCUGCAGCGGCCAGCGCCGGCGCGUCUGGCAGCGCUGCGCGGGGGCCUAGCAGGUUCCACAUCGAGGCGAUGGCAUGUCGAGGAGGCUGAGAAGCUGGACGGCAUCCCGCUGGCCAAAGCCCUCGCCUGUCACGGGUUGACGCCCGAGGAGAAGGACCAGUUCUACGCGGCGAAGCUGGAGGCCCUCGAGGCUUUCAAUCGCAAUGACGGCUGGGAGCCCAUCAACGAGGAUGGGCAGAAGGUGGCCAACGCGCGCGUACUCUACCAAGGGUUCAAGCACCGCGACGUCGCCGAGGGCCAGCUCGACAGGCUGUUCAGCGCGGAUGUGAAGUCCGCAUUCCUGCAGGCUGAGGACGCGGGCGCACGCGGCCUCAAGCUGCGCGCGAGCCCGACGAAGAAGAUUAGAGAGAUGCUCUCUCACCAAAUCGGCCUACAACCUGGACAACUGCUCAAGAUGAUCAAGCCGUGUUUUGGUGACCCGCGGUCGCCCAGGCUUUGGCGCUACCGCUCCGACGAAGUCGCAGAGGUGAUCGGGCUCAGGAACCACAAGCUCGAGGAUUACCUGAUGCUGUCCCUGCGCCCGGCGAGGGUGGUCGACGACGACCCGCUCGACGCGCGCAGCUUCGAGGGCCAAACCUACGCGGUGGAUGGCCUGAUCGGCAGGCACGUGGACGACUUCAUCGGGCGCGGCAAGGGCGCGACGAACGAACAGGACCUCUACGCGAAGCUUGAGGGCGCGACCCUCAAGUUCGAGAAGUACCUGCACGCGGUGAAACCCAACAUCGUCGAGAAGCAUCGGAGAGCUGACCCCUUGAGUGUGCUGUCGCCGAAGGAGCCGACGAACUUCAGGACCCUGACUGGACAGCUGCAGUGGCGGGCAGCCCAAGGUCGAACACCGUGCAAGGACCUCUUGGAUGCGAACAAUGCCAACGCGGACGUAGGGCUGUACUUCGGGUUCGACAAGGCCUGGAGCAACCUGCGAGUUGGCAACUACACCGACGCUAGCUGGGCGAGCCGACAUGACUGCAAUUUGCAAGGAAGCUACGCGAUCUCCAUCGGACCCGCGGACGAGCUCAACGCCGGCACCCCCGCACCUGUUGUGGCCAUGGAACGGGGCUCGCUGUCGGCGGAGGCCCAGGCAGCAGCCUUGGGCGCAGAGUCGCUGAUGUUGGUGAAGGUCUAUCUGGCGUGGAGCUUACGACCCGACCUGGAGCUCGAAGAAGUGAUGACGUACCUGGGAGAGUCGCCGUUCAUCACGGACGCGAAGUGUCUCUACGACGCGUCGCGCUCAGCGACGGCAGGCCUGGGCAUCACGGAGAAGAGGACGGCAAUCGAG